Pistacia vera is the source of this 1692-nucleotide messenger RNA. Its product is annotated as microfibrillar-associated protein 1-like. Gene Ontology annotation, cellular component: U2-type spliceosomal complex. NCBI's taxonomy places the organism in Eukaryota, Viridiplantae, Streptophyta, Magnoliopsida, Sapindales, Anacardiaceae. The record is from RefSeq and is a predicted model, not a curated record. The transcript is spliced from 2 exons. Bases 123 to 1427 code for a protein of 434 amino acids. Gene Ontology annotation, molecular function: RNA binding. Gene Ontology annotation, biological process: mRNA splicing, via spliceosome.
UGUAGAUAAACUGAUAAAAUAUCAAGUUGCCCAUAAUAAGUAUUGUCCCAGAAGGAUUUGAAAGGAAGAGCAGGGUGUUUCUUGAGGCCUUUUUACAUUCUGAGCUCUUACUGCUUACAACAAUGUCGGUGACGGCAGGUGUUAGUGAUACUAUAAUUGCCAUUAGGGAUAAGCUUAGAGGGAAGAUUGGGCAAACAAAGGUUAAAAGGUAUUGGCCUGGUAAAGCUCCUGAGUGGGCAGAUGAUAUUGAUGAAGAUAAUGAUAUUAGGAUGGCAAGGGCUGCUGCCCUUGAAAAAGCUUUCCCUAGUCAAGAAGAUUCAGAUGUGGCCAAGAAGGAUGAUCCUAGGCUACGUCGUAUGGCUGAGAGUAGGAUAGAUAAUCGUGAUGAGAUUAGAGCUGAUCAUAGGCGCAUUCGGCAAGCUGAGAUUGUAUCGACUGAGGAAGAGGAAAACAAGAGGCAAGAAGGAUUGGAUUUGGAGGAAGAGGAUGAAGAUGCAUUGGAGGAGAGAAGGAGAAGGAUCAGAGAGAAGUUACUUCAAAGGGAGCAAGAAGAAGCAGCUCUACUUCCAGAAGAAGAGGAGGAGGCAGUAGAAGAAGAGGAGGAAGAGGAAUCUGAGUAUGAGACUGACUCAGAAGAAGAUCAUACCGGUAUGACUAUGUUGAAGCCUGUGUUUGUACCAAAGCAGGAGAGAGAUACCAUAGUGGAGCGUGAGCGGAUUGAGGCUGAAGAGCAAGCCAUUGAGGAGUUAGCAAAGAGGAAAUUGGAAGAGAGAAGGGUUGAGACAAAACAAAUACUUGUUGAGGAGGUUCGAAAGGAUGAAGAAAUUCAGAAGAAUUUGGAAUUGGAGGCUAAUAUUGCCGAUGUGGAUACUGAUGAUGAGCUUAAUGAGGCGGAGGAGUAUGAGGCUUGGAAAGCAAGAGAGAUAGAAAGGAUCAAGAGGGAUAGGGAGGCUAGGGAGGCAAUGGUGAAGGAGAAGGAAGAGAUCGAAAAGGUAAGAAACAUGACAGAAGAAGAGAGAAGAGAGUGGGAGAGAAGGAAUCCAAAAGCUGGUCCACCACCGAAGCAGAAGUGGAGGUUUAUGCAGAAAUAUUUCCACAAGGGUGCCUUCUUCCAAUCAGAUGCAGAUGACUUUGCUGCUACUGCUGGAUCAGAUCAGAUUUUCCAACGUGAUUUCUCUUCCCCAACUGGAGAAGAUAAGAUGGACAAGACCAUAUUACCAAAGGUCAUGCAGGUCAAGCACUUCGGUCGUAGUGGUAGAACCAAAUGGACCCAUCUUGUCAACGAGGAUACAACUGAUUGGAACAAUCCGUGGACAUAUAAUGAUCCUCUUCGUGCCAAUUACAAUGCAAAAAUGGCAGGAAUGAAUGCGCCAAUUGCAAAACCCAAGGGAAGCAAGAAGUUGAAAGAUUGGGAGUCCCGAUCGUAAGUUUAUGCCCAGAGAAAUCAGUUUUUAUUUGACAUUGAACUAGAGGAAACUGUAGUUGAUACAUGUUUGUGACCACAUCUUUGCCCUUUCAGUUAUGGCUAAAGUACAUACGAAAUUUAUGUGCCAAGAAGAAACUUAAUCCAUAGUGAAGAAAGCUGUAAAAUUGUUAAUUUCCAUUGGCAACAUUUUCUUACCAGUCAUGGAAGUCUGUUAUCUGUUUUUUUGUUAAUUCAACUCAAAAGUAGAUCGAUCUUAUUUAAUUCAA